UAUUGAGUAAAGAGGCGACAAAAUCAACAGAGUGAGAAGAAGGAUAUUUAAAGGAUGCUGAGGACCGUCGAUUCCAGAAGACGCAGGAAUCUGAGCAAGGUGAGUGAAGACGCUCUGUCCACGAUUGCCUUUCGUCUUCAGCAUUCGGUCAGUUCUCCAUUCGCUUUACUUAAGAAAGGAAAAGGUUCCGUCUUUCUGUGUUAGUAGCUUGUGACACUAUAUGACAUACCGUAUGACAUUCGUGCUCGAAGUGCUUAGUGAGACGUUCCGAAACCUGCAACUUUUUUUUUUUUUUUCUUUUUACAGAAGUCCUUUUCUUUUAAGUUGAUAUCUAGGCGAUUAAAAUGAUGCUUUAGCAAAAAAUAGUCUUUGGAAAGGAGAUGCUUAUGUUUACUCAUCCCAUUUCUGAAACGAAACUUUUUCCAUCAAUCGAGUAUUAUACCUUUUCUCUUGGGGGAAUUUUGACAGAUUGUCAGUCACCUUCAGGAUCUAUGUCUGCGCUGCAAAUGUUGCUGUUGUUGACCAUCACGUGGCUGGCCGUCCACGCCUUCGCCCAGGAAGAAUAUAUACCGGAUUAUUGCCUCCCUCUCCCGGGCGCCAUGGCCGGCGAGGACUCGGUUAAUGCCACUCUGGCAGCUGAGCUGAAUAACAUGACGAGGCGAUGCUGCCAAGAACAAGUAGGAGAGUGCCGGGCCGCUGGGGGCGUCUGCAUUCCCUCCCACGCCAACGCCUUCUGCCGCAUGACCGUCGACUGCCUCUGUCCCUCUGGCUCCUGUACCUGCUGCUUCUUCCAGCUGCCGUGCAAAGGCAUCUGUGGCUUUAACGAAGAUUUUGGGAUAUGCCGAACUAAGUGCAGGCCAAACGAGCGCCCGAUACCUGGCAAUUGCCCCUGUGGCGAUACUUCCGCUGUUGUCUCCUAA
This is a messenger RNA of Penaeus monodon (black tiger shrimp), 920 nucleotides long. RefSeq lists its product as uncharacterized. Lineage: Eukaryota; Metazoa; Arthropoda; Malacostraca; Decapoda; Penaeidae. The record is from RefSeq and is a predicted model, not a curated record. The transcript has 3 exons. Bases 381 to 920 code for a protein of 179 amino acids.